GGUGAUUCUUUGAGACGUAAAACAAUCGCAGGAUGUAGAAAUGAUUUUUAAAGAAGAACAUAUGUUUUCACAAUAGCUAAAUACGUCUUAAUUUCAUUUAGUUUAGUGAAAUAUGAAAAUUUGAAAUAUGACAAUAAGAAUUAUAUGUAUUUUAUUUUUCGGAGAAAUGCAAAAAGUGGAUAUAACACUUGUGCACGGAAAAAUGACCUAACAGUAUUCUGCAAAUAGUGUUGCAAUGGAUGGCACCUACUUCAUAUGACUGUAAGAUUCAUUCCAAACAACUGAUUGGAAACAAUGGAGAAGGGGAACAUGACGUCAAAUUUGACGUCACGAGUCAAUUUAACCGAGGACUUAAUUGUAUACAACGGUCCACUCGUUGACGAAGCAAGACGGGAACUUAUGGAUAUUUAUAUGUAUCCAUUUCUAUUUGUGAUAUUGUUUAUGAUCAUUGGAUUCGUGGGAAAUUCAAUCGUUAUAUAUAUUUUCACAGUUAAAUGGAAAUUAACAAAAACAACAAUAUUUAUUCUCACCCUGGCGGGAGUUGAUCUUAUGUCAUGUGUUAUAAAUAUGCCGACGGAGGCGGCCAUAUUGUGGAACCCUAUGAAUUUUGAUUAUGACAUCGUUUGUAAAAUCUCGCGAUUCACAACAUUUAUAGCAUCUGCUUCUUCAUCGUUCGUCUUAAUUGCUAUUUCAAUUGACAGGUAUUUAAUGGUUUGUCGGCCAUUUCUUGGAAGGGAAUUAGGUGUGAGGUAUGCUAAAAGGACGUGUCUAGUAGCCGUUCUCCUGGGUAUAAUAUCAACAUGGCCGUCACUUAUAUUCUACGGAACCUAUACAUACCAAGUCGAGAAAACAGACAGUGAGACGGGAAAAGUGAUGAAAAUAGAAAGUAAGACGUGUCUGAUAUCAAAUUUCUAUGUCGAGCAUUACAAAUUACCCGCAGGAUUUUAUUUCUUCUUGUUUGGUGGACACAUCAUUAUGUUUGUUAUUUUGACCAUGGUUUAUUUACUCAUUGGACGCAGUUUAUUUAUGUCAACAAGUACAGAUGUAUCUGAUGAAAAAAGACACAGCCUGAAAUAUUUCGGUAUAAGCAUGAUGUCUGCAUUUACCGGCACCGUGCCAAAUAGUCCGGCUGAUAACCGUGAUCGAAUGAGCUGGAGCAGCAGAGGUUCUCGUGCGGUUUCGCUUGAAAAUAUUAACCGCAUAGACCAAAGUCCCUUCAACAAUCUUGCAAGGCAACAAGCAAGAAAAAGUAAUGAAACGACAGUAAGCAUUGUGUUAAACGACUUUGAAAAGGGAAAUAAAGAGCAAGCAUGUUCAAAAAAGGAGGAAGAAUUAGAAUCAAAUAUUGGAAAGAGAUCUCAAGGUAACUUGAUGAAAGAUAACAUUUGCAACACACAAAGUAGUUCGCUUAAUUUAGAUAACAUUUGUAGUGUUUCGAAUGCCGAAUGUGACAAACUUGAUAUAACACGCAACAAUCUUUGUGUUCAACAAGCGACAUCGGAUGAUAGCGCAAGUGACACUUCAUGUAAUUCGCCUGUAAAGAAGCCAAACGCUAAACUACUAUAUUUAAACAUUAAUAAAAGAGAUAAAAAUAGAACAAAAAAUGGCCCCUUGUCAUCAGGAUCAGGAACAAGCACAAACUGCUUAACCCCAAUGACACCGAUGACUCCAAUGUCUCCUUUCACUCCAGAUAGUGUUAGAGGGAUUCUUUAUCGCAGUCAAAGCAUUGAAAGUAGGGCAAGAUUGAACCGCAUUAUCUCGGAUGAACUAAGACAUGCCGAAGUAAAAGAAUUCAGCCUGCGUAGAAAUACAUUAAUCAUGCGGAUGGUUACAAUAGCUUUUGUUGUGAGUUUUCUCCCUUACCUAGUGAUUGUCACUCUGAGGUAUUCCAAUCCUGAUAUACCAACAAAAUUAAGUAAGAUGGAACAAAUAUUGUAUCAUGUGUUUUUGAGGACAUAUUUUGUAAAUUCAAUGAUAAAUCCUUUCAUCUAUGGGUUCAUGAACAUAGAAUUUCGAGCGAAAAUAAAGGAAAUAUUUUGCAAAUUUUGUACUAGAAACAAUAUAUGUGUUUGAUAAAAAAAAUCUAUCAAAGGAAACAAAUAUGAAAUGCUCGUAGAACAUAGAGUGAAUCUCGUGACAACCAUAUGAGAUCUCGUUUACCCUUAAAGACGCUUUCUGUGAUAUUUAUAUUUACCUAAUAUGCUUCUAAGCGUUUGAUAUAUUGAUCGCAGUGAUACGUUAUUCACGAAAAACCAGCUAGUUUCGAUUCUGUUUAUUUUUUUUUUUUGGUUUGAUGCAUAGAUGGAUCACAAAGUAAUGAUCGCUAUUUAAGAAUCCGUAAUACUUCGCACUCGUAACAAGAGAACACUUUUGAUCAUCUGUUGAAAUUGGAUUAAGUCACACAAAAAUAAGUUUAACACUAUCAAAAUCAAACAAUAGAUAUCCACCAAUUAACUGAUUACUGUAAUAAUAGGAACAUGAGGAACUUUUUAAUGUAUUUAUAUAUUUGUCAUUGAGUGUACCUAUGGUCGACAGGUUCCCAAAUUAAAUAGGUGGUAGGGCUAUGGGUUGUUAUCGUGAACAGACCUAGACCAAUUUAGGGACAUCGGACAUGUAAUGAAUCAUGUUGUAAACAGGUAUAUUUAGAGAAUUAAUUAAUACUAAUCUGUUGGCACAUCGAUAAAUAUAAAGUAAAGUCAUCCAAUGCCAAUCUUUUACUAAAAUAUUUAUUUUAUCUUUAGAUAUUUACUUCAGAUGUAAAGAAAAUCCUCACAAGAUGGCUUUAACUUUACUGUAUAACUUUAUUGCGUAUGUAGAGCUUCCAUCCAUAUUUGAAUGUCAUGUAAUAACAGUCGAAUGAU
Messenger RNA from Mercenaria mercenaria, 2861 nucleotides. RefSeq lists its product as uncharacterized. The transcript is spliced from 2 exons. Gene Ontology annotation, molecular function: G protein-coupled peptide receptor activity. Bases 295 to 2073 code for a protein of 592 amino acids. Gene Ontology annotation, cellular component: membrane. The record is from RefSeq and is a predicted model, not a curated record. NCBI's taxonomy places the organism in Eukaryota, Metazoa, Mollusca, Bivalvia, Venerida, Veneridae. Gene Ontology annotation, biological process: neuropeptide signaling pathway.